Molecule: messenger RNA, 948 nt
Organism: Colletotrichum orchidophilum
Lineage: Eukaryota; Fungi; Ascomycota; Sordariomycetes; Glomerellales; Glomerellaceae
Exons: 1
Coding region: 1-948 (315 amino acids)
Source: RefSeq, a predicted model, not a curated record
AUGGCGCUCUCAGCCGGUGAACAUCAAGCCAGACGACGACGCCGCUCGACGACUGCCCCGAGGCGUCGCAUAGUCUCGGACCCUUCCAUUACACCUAUCAUAAGACGGCCCAGCUUCCCCAGAAACCUACCAACUCGACGCAGAACUUCUACUUCGCCGAUAAGAAGCCAUACGUCCAGUCCCGUCCUCUCAUCUACGACAUCCGAAUCAAGCCCUUCCACGCCAGUCGUUGCCUUCUCAGCUCUGCAAAGGUCGACUCUCCCCAGGCCUUAUCGUGACUUUUCCCACUUCUUCCAAGCCAUGUGCCCUGCCUUGCGAAAUCGGAUACUCGGACAGGUCGACUGGGCCUCUUUGCACGGAGGGCCUUACUGGCGCAGUCAGUGUUACCAGCCGUGGCAUGCAUCGGACUCCUGCAAGACUGCCUUUAUCAUCCACGCCGAAGGGAACUUCCCAAAGGCCUGCGGACGACCAGCAGAGAGAGAAGAAGAAGAAGAAGGCAGAAGCAAAGGAGACGGCAAGAAGAACCCAUUAGCGACCGGAAAGCCUUCAGAGGCCACUUGCGCCAACAGUACAUCAUCAUCAAAGGGAUACGGGUGCUACCGCUGCCACACGGUCAAGCCCGAGGCCGCCUUUGAGAAGCUGCCCGACUACUUUGUCGUGUCAUCCAGCGGCUGCAUCGUCGGGCGGUACGCCGGCAAAGCAGCCGACGGCGACAAGGAGCAGUCGAGGCUCCCGACGUUGCGGAGCGGGGAGGGUCUCUUGCGGCGCUUCUGCAUCGAGUGCGGCGUCAGGGACGGGCUGUACGAGAAGCGGAAGCUCAUCACGUCGUUGACGGAGGAGAGGUGGUCGAUCUGCGACUGUCGGCGCUUGCACUGGGUGCCGUCGAACGAGUCGUACAUUGAGUGCGAGCAUUGUCUCGUCAAGAGCGCUUUUAGACCGCCGGUGUGA